Molecule: messenger RNA, 303 nt
Organism: Brenthis ino (lesser marbled fritillary)
Lineage: Eukaryota; Metazoa; Arthropoda; Insecta; Lepidoptera; Nymphalidae
Source: the annotation of a GenBank genome assembly
AUGAUAACCAUGGCUCAUCAUGGCAGCCCCCUCGCCAAUCUAGCCGCAUACAGCAUCACGCCACCAGAAUACGACCUGUCAAAGGUCACGGUCCCAUCGUACAUCCACUAUGGAGUCAAUGAUACGCAAGCUGAUUACAGGGACGUGCUCUUCUUGGCCCAAAGACUCAGAAACACUGCCGGUGUCUAUCCAAUCCCAAGACAGUCCUUCAAUCACUUCGAUUUCAUAUGGGGAGGAGAUGUGAAGACGCAGCUUUACGACAACCUAAUUAAUUUAUUGAAGGAAGCCGAAAGAGCACAACCC